ACGAACACAGUGGUUCAGUCCAAACUGGAACCGUCUAUUAUUUUCGGUAAAGACGCUUCGCGGCUGAUAAAACGGUUUCUGCGUUACUUCGACGACAGCCGGAUAUUUCCUGACAAUUACACCGACUACAGCUUUAAAGUCGGCUCCUGCUAAGUUGGACCGGGACGGUACAGUCGGUACCGUGAGGGUUUUCUCCCCGGGUAGGACACCCCUGUCGCUGUUGCUAGGCGCCGCCGCUCCUCCUGGCACUUCCUUGUUCGAAAGUUUUAUUUGGAGGAAGGCUCGGGGGGCAGAAGUUUGGUCACUGGACUGGGUGUCAGCGGGGGUUAGAGCGCCGGAGCUAUGGCGCACAUCCAGCUGUGAUUAGCGUGUAGCCGUAGCCGCCCGCUUCGUUAAUGGACGAACUAACCAGAGGCUCGCAGCAGUGAACGGUCUCCAGAAAGAGGAAGAUGUCCGCGGCUAGCAUUAGCGAAGACAUCCGAGGGAAGUUCCCGCUUCACGCCGCGGUGUGGGAGAAUGACUACAGGAAGCUGGAAGAGCAGAUCCGACUGCAACAGAAUGACAUCGAGGCCGUUGACCCCAGGGGCCGGACCCCGCUGCACCUGGCCGUGUCGCUGGGACACCUGGAGUUGGUGAGAGUCCUCCUGAGACACGGCGCCUCGGUGACUAAAGAAAAUGCCAACGACUGGACAGUGCUGCAGGAAGCCGUCAGCACCGGAGACCCGGAGAUGGUUCAGUUAGUGCUUCAGCGCAGAGACUACCUCAAAGCCUCCACUGCUCUGGGAGGAGUGCCUGAGCUGCUGUUGAAGAUCAAGGAGUCUCCAGACUUCUACAUGGAAAUGAAGUGGGAAUUCACCAGCUGGAUCCCUCUUCUGUCGCGGAUUUGCCCGAGCGACGUUUGUCGCAUCUGGAAGAGCGGCGCCUCCCUGCGAGUGGACGCCACCCUCCUGGGCUUCGACAACAUGACGUGGAUCCGAGGCCGCCGCAGCUACAUCUUCAAGGGAGACGAUGCCCACGCCGAGCUGAUGGAGGUGAACCACGACGACGGCGUGGUCGACACGGAGCGCUUCAACAUAUCCCAGGAAAUGGAGGAGGUCACGUUGGAGUCCAUGCAGCCAGCGGAACAGGAAGUUGCCAAAAGGUUGACGACCCCUAUUGUCAACACCUACCUGGACACAAAGGACAUUGCCUUUGAAAGAUGUAAAUCUGGAAUUUUGGGCUGGAGAACUGACAAGACCGAAGUCAUCAAUGGAUUUGAAUCAAAGGUUUUCAGCGUGAACAACGUAAACGUGGUCAUCAGGACGAGGACGGAGCAUUUGACAGAUGAGGAGAAAGCCAGGAUCAAAAGUGAAAGGAAUGUUUUAGAGUCUUUGCUGGGGACCGUGGAGCAGCACAUUAGUGCCCAGGGGAACUUAACUCUGGAGUUUGCCACAGCCACAAACCCCACCGCAAUCACUCCAGAGGAAUAUUUUAAUCCCGACUUCGACCUGGGUAACAGAGACAUCGGCCGUCCCAUUGAACUGACUAUUCGAACACAGAAGUUCAAAGGAACACUGUGGAUGAGCGAGGAGCAUCCUCUGUCUCUGGUGGAGCAGGUGACCCCCAUCAUUGACCUCAUGGCUCGAACCAGUUCCCAUUUUGCACGAUUAAGAGACUUUGUAGCCCUUAAGUUUCCCCCCGGAUUUCCAGUUAAAAUAGAGAUUCCCCUUUUUCAUGUGCUGAAUGCCAGGAUUACAUUUGGUAAUGUGAACAAAUGUCGCACCGAAGAGGAGGCAGCAGCCACGCCAACGUCCUCAGAAGGAGAGCGAAGAAUCCCAACAGCACAAACUCCGUUUCAAGUAUGUCCCUCGGUGUUCGAGGUGCCUCCGACUUACCAGCGCAGAGGGGCCAGCCGCCACGCGCCCAUGUCCAACAACGACGACGAGCUUCUGCAGUACGCCAUCCAUCAGAGCCUGCUCGACUCGCAGAGAGGCUCCGGCCAGGAGGAGAGCUGGGAUGACGCUAAUGGAGAAUUUCCCCAAGCAGUGACUGGCAGCCAGAGUGAUCGAAGUGUCCCGGAGGGGGUGCUGGUGGAGUUUGGAGACGGCGUCAGCCCCGCCACCCCUCCGUCCGCUUCCAGCACCGACUCGGAGCUCCGCCUGGCCAUGGAGCUCUCUGCUCGAGCUCAAGAGGAGGAGGAGAGGAUGAGGAAGCAGGAGGAGGAGGAGCUGGAGCGCAUUUUGCAGCUGUCGCUCACUGAGAAGUGAAAAGGAGGGAAUUUUAAAGCGACUUUCCUGGAACCAGAAGCAACCACCACACCUCAGAUGUUUUUCCUUCCUAACCUCUCUCUCUCUCUAAAUCCACCUAUGCAACCACUGAUUUUCAUUUUUACUGUAACGGACUUGGCCGCCUACGGCCAACAAAAAUCUCCCUUAUUUUCCAAAACAUAUUUUUGAUAAGAACGUACAUUUGCCUAUAUUCCUGUGUGGGCGUCUGCUCACGUCUCGCUUGAUUCAGACUGUUGAGGUCAUCCGGAGUUUAUUUUAUUAAAUUGUUUUCAGCUUCAGACUCACAGCAGCUCUCACAGGUAUUAUUUGUGUUAUUUAGUUCAGAAUAGGGAUAGUAAGAUUCUUGAGGUAGCUUCAAAUGGUUUUUGGCGUUCAGAUGUCACACUUUUAAGUCACAAAAAUCUUUUUUUUUCUUUUUCAUUUCUCAACAUGUAAUUGCUGACUUUUAUUUUGAAAGCUUCGCACAUCCGAUGGCUUCGAGCGCUGCAGACUUAAAGCUGCACGUUUUUAGUAUUAUUGCAAAGUCUUCCCACAACGUCACCAUUUACUAAAAUCUUGGGCUCAUCAAACAAGAAAAAUCUCAGGGUUCCAACUUUAUGGGCUUUUUUUUUUUAGGGUGUGGAUUUAUUUAUGAGUUUCAGAGCUAUUGUAUCCUGGGAAAUGCUUAUGAUGCAAAAAGGUACUACUCGUGCAUAUUACGCUAUGCUAAAACACGAAAGAAUGGUGGGUUUAUAGAGCCAUUCCUGAAUGCUUUUUGACUUAAUUGUGAAUGUACAGGCCUGCAGGUGGUUUUAAACAGAAGCACGUUGCCAAAGGAGAUGUUUUUUUGGUUUUUUUUAAAACUGAACCACAUGGUGACAAAUCGGUGCUGCAGCCAGGCCCAAACUUCACUUGAGGUAAUAUAAAAAAAACAAAAAACUUAUUUUUGUAACCUGUCACUGAGCAGCUUCACCUCU
Messenger RNA from Fundulus heteroclitus (mummichog), 3223 nucleotides. RefSeq names its product ankyrin repeat domain 13A (gene ankrd13a). The transcript is spliced from 15 exons. Gene Ontology annotation, cellular component: cytoplasm. Bases 450 to 2246 code for a protein of 598 amino acids. The record is from RefSeq and is a predicted model, not a curated record. Lineage: Eukaryota; Metazoa; Chordata; Actinopteri; Cyprinodontiformes; Fundulidae. Gene Ontology annotation, molecular function: protein binding.